AUGCGCCUUUUCCGAGGGGAACUCUUGAAAAAGUACCCAAAUCUAUGGAAAAGCCUGGCAACUCCAGAAGAACGUGAGAAACUAAUCGCCAUGGGGCUUGCCACGCCAAUUACUGCAAUAAAUGCAACUCUUUUGCGGGCCUACGAGGUCGAUGAGCUCAUCGCUGGCAGUGAAGAACGUUUCAAGUCAUUCGAGUUUAUCAUUUCUUGUAUUAUCUUUUGUCAACGUGCACCAUUGUCUGACCGUCCGCGUUUUUUGACUACUGUAGACAAACAAAGCAGCAAAGUGUCCAGCUUUCCGAUAUGCUUGGAUGAUUCAGACCCCGUGGCCUAUCAUGAGAAUGCAAUACAACCGGAGCACCUCGUCCCUAUCCGUCUGGACAUCGAGUUUGAUGGAGUAAAGCUUCGAGAUUGUUUCACCUGGAAUCGAUACGAGCAGAUGAUAACACCGGAGCAGUAUGCUGAAAUACUCUGCGAUGACUUAGAUUUGAAUCCAAUCUCCUUUGUCCCUGCUAUCGCACAGGCUAUUCGACAGCAGGUCGAAGCCCAUUCAGUGGAAAAUAUUCUCGUUGGACAGACUGAUACCCGUGUCAUAAUCCGGUUGAACAUUCACGUGGGCAAUCUGUCACUGGUGGACCAGUUCGAGUGGGAUCUCUCUGAGCCCGCAAAUUCACCAGAACAGUUUGCUGCUCGCCUUUGCGCUGAACUUGGCCUCGGUGGCGAAUUUGUGACCGCUGUUGCCUACAGCAUCCGAGGACAGCUAGCCUGGCACCAGCGUCUCUAUGCAUUUACGUAA
Dibothriocephalus latus is the source of this 795-nucleotide messenger RNA. The record is from the annotation of a GenBank genome assembly. Lineage: Eukaryota; Metazoa; Platyhelminthes; Cestoda; Diphyllobothriidea; Diphyllobothriidae.